Populus trichocarpa (black cottonwood) is the source of this 991-nucleotide messenger RNA. RefSeq lists its product as uncharacterized. The record is from RefSeq and is a predicted model, not a curated record. The transcript has 2 exons. The coding region runs from base 82 to 804 and encodes 240 amino acids. NCBI's taxonomy places the organism in Eukaryota, Viridiplantae, Streptophyta, Magnoliopsida, Malpighiales, Salicaceae.
UAUUUAAUACAAAGCAACCCCACUCUCCCCCCCUCUCUCUAAUUGUUGUUGAAGAAGAAGAGCCUUUUUUUUCUGGUGAAUAUGGCAGCUGAGGUGAGUUCUCUGGUAAGGCUUUUUAGUGGAUACAAGGAUGACAGGAAUGCCGGGAGUGAACCCGGUGGAGCAAAAUCAACAGCUUUGAUCACCAGGGACUUGCUUGGUGGUGCUACUUUAGAGACUGAAUCUCUAGAAUUGGACCUUGAUUUGCAAGUGCCAAGUGGCUGGGAAAAACGGUUGGACUUGAAGUCAGGAAAGGUUUACUUGCAAAGAUGCAACCCCUCAAAUUCACCCUCAUCAUCCUCAGAUUACAGGCACCAAACCAAUCAAACAGUGGCGAAGCUUCAAGAUUUAAAUUUCCCGCCUUCGCCCUCCAAGACGACAUUAAACCUUUUUGAUGAAGGUAACUUGGAACUGAAGUUAGUCGCAUCACCAUCGUCAAGCAGUUACCGUAGUGUUUGCACUCUAGAUAGUGUAAAAUCGGCACUCGAAAGAGCUGAGAGAGAACUAGGAAGGAAGCGAUCCGCAUCGCUAUGGAAAUCAUCAAUGUCACCUCCGUAUUCAUCAUCAUCAUCCUGUAUAAGAGAAAUUCAAGAGGGGGGAAAUGAUGAGAAGCUAGGAGCACCAUCCCCAGCUGCGGCAGGAUGUCCCGGUUGCUUAUCGUACGUGUUGAUAAUGAAAAACAAUCCAAAAUGUCCUAGAUGCAAUUCAGCUGUUCCCAUGCCAAUGGUGAAGAAGCCUAGGAUCGAUCUCAACAUAUCAAUUUGAGAUUAUUGUUGUCAAAAUUAGUGAUAAAAGGCCUGAGAUCGAUUAACUGGAUGUUAAUUUAUGAUUUUUGUGAAUGAUAGAUGGAAUUUGAAGGGGGCCUGAAAAGAAUAGGAAUUAAUGUUAUGUAAAGAAGAUUUUAUGGUUUUAUUAGGCAUAUCAAAUGGUAGAAAAAAUAUUUCAUCUUCAA